This is a messenger RNA of Paraphaeosphaeria sporulosa, 731 nucleotides long. RefSeq lists its product as uncharacterized. NCBI's taxonomy places the organism in Eukaryota, Fungi, Ascomycota, Dothideomycetes, Pleosporales, Didymosphaeriaceae. The transcript is spliced from 2 exons. The record is from RefSeq and is a predicted model, not a curated record. Bases 96 to 557 code for a protein of 153 amino acids.
CACUUUCCAACAACACCGCUUGAAACAACUUCUUCCUUGCGAGCUCUCCCUCACCGUCCGCAACACCGAAACCCACCUCUCUCACAAUCUCCACAAUGGACCACCGCCGUCCCAUCCGGCCACCCCCAGGCCACCCCGUCGGCGCCCCCCGGCGCCCCCUCUUCACCACCACCUCAACCACCUCCUCCCAACCCUCGCGCGCCAACUCCCGCACCACCGCAGCCUCCAAGCCCACCACUGUCCACAUCUCGCCCGACGACCCCAACAACCCCGACGACGACCUCGUCGAGCGCGACGCCACCGGCAGCUACAAGAUAAUGGCGCCGUCGGCCGCUAUGAAAGCGGGUGUCGCGCCGCCCAUCAGCGCCGAGCAGGAGGAGAAAGACCAGGAGGACCAGAUCAUUGCGCUGUAUGGGAAGAGCAGCUGUCAUUGGGACCAGGCUGCGGUCCUCGAUGAGAUCAGAGCGGCCUUGAAGUCGAGCUUGGAGAGGAAGGUGGCAAGUCUGGAGGCCGAUCGCUGGAUGUUUGAGGGCGAGAAUGGGAAGGGACUGAGAUAAGGCGAUGAAGGCAUCGGGUGGAUCGAGGAAGUGUUUUUCUGGAGGCUGUCCAGCGGCUGGUUGAUCUACGGACAUCGCCCGCUGCCAGCCAGGCGUUACGAUCGGAUGAUACCCCUCUUGGCUUUGACAUGGACUCAAUUCUGUUUAUAGGAUGACAAUGGCGAUGACAUGGCU